AUGAAGAAAUUAAAAAUUGCUGAUCAUGUGAUAUUUUAUUCUAAAUCAAAAUCCAUAAAUUGCUCGAAUUGCUAACUAGAAAGAGUUAAAAAUUCUUUAGUUAUUUAAUCAGGUUUAAAAAUUAGCAAAUAGGGAAAAUACCUUGAAAUAUUUGGAGAAAUAGAUUAAUUAUAUGAUCAUUUAAAGAAAUAUUGUGUGUAAAUCAAUUUUUUACAGAUUUACAAAUUGUGUUCUGUCAAUGUUGAAAAAGAAAAAAAGAAGAUUUAUAAGAUCCGCCAACGAGUAACCAAUGACGAAAAAAUAGCAAAGGUUUACGAACUAGAUGGAGGAGAUAUUUAAUAGAUAAAUAAAGAAAUAUAGAUUUUACGAUUAUUGAAGCAUAAAAAUAUUGUACAAAUGGAAGAAGUAUACUAAGAAGAUAAUCGGCUUAUUUUAGUUUUUGAUAAUCUUGAAGGAGGUGACUUAGCUAAAAUAAUGCUCCUUAAACAAUUUUGUGAGGACACUAUUAGAAUAAUAAUUAAACAAAUUUUACAAGGCAUAGUCUACUUACAUGAUUUGGGCAUAUUUCACAGAGAUCUAAAACCAGAAAACAUUUUGUUUAAAAAUUAAGAGCAAAUCGAAUAAUUAUAAAUAAUUGAUUUUGCUCUUGCUGACUUUUAUUGUGGUGAAAACAAGUAUAUUUUUACCCGAUGUGGAACUCCAGGGUAUGUAGCCCCAGAAAUUCUUUAAGAUAAAAGAUACACUUUGAAUGUAGAUGUUUUUAGCGUUGGAGUUAUCUUAUUUAUGCUGCUAACUCAGAAGAAUCCAUUUAUUAAGGAAUAAUUUAACUAUGAAUAAAUAAUUACUGCCAAUUAUGAUUGUUAAAUUGAUUAUUCUGAGGUCAAAUGUUCGACGGAGUGCCUUGAUCUAUUAAAGAAAUGUCUUAAAGUAGAUUAACAUAAAAGAAUUUCUGCAAGGGAUGCAUUAAGUCACCCUUUUAUCUUAGGAACUUUCUCAACAGAGUAGAUAUAGUUUAGGAUUAAAACUUAAAGUUAACUCUAAAAACAAAAAUCGAAUGGAUCUCUUCGAAAAAUUAUUCAUAUUGGAAGUCUAGAUAGUCCAAGGUUUUCUUAAAAAUAGAGUAUUAAAUCACUUCACACUGAAAGCCCUAUCGACACUACAUCAGAUAGUCCAGGAACGCCAAAAUCGGCAAGAACUGAAAAUAGAUUUUCUAAUUUUAAAUUCUCAAAAUAACAAUAAUGGAAUUCAUUUCGUGUGUCAAAAUUUAAAAAAUGA
Paramecium tetraurelia is the source of this 1275-nucleotide messenger RNA. RefSeq lists its product as uncharacterized. Gene Ontology annotation, biological process: protein phosphorylation. Gene Ontology annotation, molecular function: protein kinase activity; ATP binding. The record is from RefSeq and is a predicted model, not a curated record. The transcript has 3 exons. NCBI's taxonomy places the organism in Eukaryota, Ciliophora, Oligohymenophorea, Peniculida, Parameciidae.